CCGAGUUGCAUAGAAACAUCUCUAAAUCACUUUGCAGAUCUCAAGCCCGGCCCGUUGAAGGCCCAAACCAUCUUAUAUAUAUUAAACGACAUCGUUUUCUCUGUUUCGCUCUUGUAUUGUAUGAUCAAACCUUUCAAUCCUGUGUUUAAAAUCUUCGUUGUUUCGCGUGAAUCAUCCUUUUCGGGGUUUUAGGUUGCGGGGUUUUAGAGUCUCUGUGUCUCAACCUUUAAACUACUUCAACUUGUAUAAGAUUCAGAUAAGUUUACAAGUUACAAUGAUCCGUUAAAGUCUCAAUCUUUGCAAGGUCAUGAACCAUGGCAGUGACCGGAGUUGCUUCUGUCUUUGGCCGUAUCUUGAAACAAGAUAAAACCCACAAGCGUAUUACCGCUACCCGACCCAAAUUUACAGUGACCCGUCAAAUCAUUGAGCACCUCGAAGGCGGCAGUGUAUCGAAAGCCGUCUCUGUUCUCUUUGCUUCUCCAGAGCCAGUUGCGUACUGGCUAUACGAGCGUCUUCUCCGUUGCUGUUCCUCGAAGUCACUUGUUGUGCAAGCCCGUAAGGUCCAAUCCCAUUUAGUAACUUUCUCUCCGUUGCCUCCGAUUUUUUUAUUGAAUAGAGCUAUUGAGGCUUAUGGGAAAUGUGGGUGUGUGGAUGAUGCACGUGAACUGUUUGAGCAAAUGCCUGAACGAGAUGGUGGGUCUUGGAACGCUGUGAUUACUGCUUGUGCGCUCAACGGUGUAUCGGAUGAGGUGUUUCGUACGUUUCGUAGGAUGAAUAGAGAUGGAGUUCGAGCUACGGAGACUUCUUUUGCUGGUGUGUUUAAGUCUUGUGGAGACCUGAGAUUAUUAAGGCAGCUUCAUUGUUCUGUGGUGAAGUAUGGGUAUUCGGGUAAUGUAGAUUUGGAGACUUCGGUUGUUGAUGUUUACGGGAAGUGUGGAGUUAUGAGUGAUGCGAGGAGAGUGUUUGAUGAGAUUGAGAACCCUAGUGAUGUUUCAUGGAAUGUGAUUGUGCGGAGGUAUCUUGAGAUGGGGUUUAAUGAUGAGGCAGUGGGGAUGUUCUUUAAGAUGAUAGAGUUGAAUGUUCGACCUUUGAAUCAUACGGUUUCUAGUGUUAUGUUAGCUUGUUCAAGAUCCUUGGCCCUUGAGGUGGGGAAGGUAAUACACGCCAUUGCUGUCAAAAUUAGUGUUGUGGAAGAUAGAGUUGUGUCUACUUCUAUCUUUGAUAUGUAUGUGAAAUGUGACAGAUUGGAGAGUGCUCGCAGAGCAUUUGACCAAACCAAAUCAAAAGAUUUGAAAUCUUGGACUUCGGCCAUGUCGGGAUAUGCAAUGAGUGCUAUAACUAGAGAGGCAAGGGAGCUAUUUGAUCUGAUGCCUGAACGGAAUAUAAUAUCAUGGAACGCAAUGUUGGGUGGAUAUGUACGUGCUCAUGAGUGGGAUGAGGCACUGGAUUUUCUCACUUUGAUGCGCAAGGAGGUUGAAGAUAUUGAUAAUGUUACUCUUGUCUGGAUUCUAAAUGUCUGCUCAGGUGUAUCAGAUGUUCAAAUGGGGAAGCAAGCUCAUGCUUUUAUCUACCGACAUGGAUAUGAUGUGAAUGUAAUUGUAGCCAAUGGGCUUCUUGAUAUGUACGGGAAAUGUGGUGCCUUGCAGAGUGCCAAUGUUUGGUUUCGCCAAAUGAGUGAACUAAGGGAUGAGGUAUCAUGGAAUGCUUUAUUGACAGGUGUAGCUCGAGUUGGUAGGAGUGAACAAGCCUUAUCUUUCUUUGAAGGAAUGCAAGUGGAAGCCAAACCUAGCAAAUACACACUUGCAACGCUCUUAGCAGGUUGUGCAAACAUUCCUGCUUUAAAUAUAGGCAAAGCAAUCCACGGGUUCCUGAUCAGAAAUGGCUAUGAUAUUGACGUUGUUAUACGGGGUGCUAUGGUUGACAUGUAUUCCAAAUGCCGAUGUUUCGACUAUGCUAUUGACGUAUUCAAAGAGGCAGCUACACGGGACUUGAUUCUAUGGAAUUCUAUUAUCCGUGGAUGUGUUCGUAAUGGAAGAAGCAAGGAAGUCUUUGAGUUGUUCAUGCUUUUGGAAGAUGAAGGAGUUAAGCCUGACCAUGUCACCUUUUUGGGAAUCUUACAAGCUUGCAUACGUGAAGGUCAUGUGGAACUCGGUUUUCAAUAUUUCAGUUCUAUGAGCACCAAAUACCUUAUAUCACCACAGGUUGAGCAUUAUGAUUGUAUGGUUGAACUCUACUGCAAGUAUGGAUGUUUGCAUCAGCUUGAAGAAUUUCUCCUCUUGAUGCCUUUUGAUCCACCUAUGCAAAUGCUGACAAGGAUAUAUGAUGCUUGCCAAAGAUACGGCUGGAAAAAAUUAGGAGCAUGGGCUGCUAAACGGCUUGAUGAAUGAUCAUCACCUUCAGUUAACAUGUAUGACUCAAACAAAAGAAUUGUGUCCUGCAGUCAUGUCGGGGCAUAUGCAUUCAGAAGGAUUGUAGACAAUUCCGCUGUCUUUUGAAGACCAGGAAGAGCAACGGGAAGAAAGCAGUUGAAAUAGGACGUGGACGGAUUAGAGAGACAUCAUUAGUCUAUCCGGACUCUCUAAAUCAUUUGUUUCUUCAGAAGGUAAAAGGAUCUGUCUUCACCCCAAAAAAGCCAGAGCAAUAGAGCUCUGACUCUUUUCGCUUUGAAUGUCUUAGACCCCAGAUAUGUGAUCAGAUGUGUCCAAGCAAGUUCUUCUGCAGUUCAUUGAUGAAGCAACAGCUACAAGCUUACGAUUUGGUUUCCAUCCAUAAGUUAUUCACAGUCUUGAGGUUUAAUUCAGAUGUGUAUACAAAGCGCAGCUCUGGACGUUGAGGGCUUCAUACUGAUUUUCAAUUGUAUUUAGGAAUUUGAGAUUGGUUUAGUUUGCUAUUCAAAAUAUAUAUAUUUGCACAAAUUUAUAUAAAUGACUGCUUUUUUUUUUGUCGGCUGUAGCUUUUGAAACAUAAUAAACAAGUAGUUCAUAAAAAUAAAAAAAUUAACCCAACAUUUGCCGCUAGAAGUAGAACAACACCAUGGGCCAUAUUAUUUGAAUCGUUCGAAUGUAGGGCUGGUUCCCCUCCUAAACCACGUUAACCUCAUGAGGAGGCGGUUGAAGCCGCAGUCGAGCCUCAACCAGAGACCUGGGAUCGGGAAUGGUUCCCUCCGCAGCAUUGGUUCCAUCCAAAGCAUCCACACAU
This is a messenger RNA of Camelina sativa (false flax), 3198 nucleotides long. The record is from RefSeq and is a predicted model, not a curated record. Lineage: Eukaryota; Viridiplantae; Streptophyta; Magnoliopsida; Brassicales; Brassicaceae.